Messenger RNA from Funneliformis mosseae, 1074 nucleotides. The record is from the annotation of a GenBank genome assembly. Lineage: Eukaryota; Fungi; Glomeromycota; Glomeromycetes; Glomerales; Glomeraceae.
AUGUCAGGUAGUAAACAUAUACUCCGUAAUGCCCGCCCAACUCGUCUCGAAAUUCCUUCCAAUUCCCAUACCCCUUCUUCCUCAGCUCCUUCAUCCCUUUCACCACUUAUCGUCCCUGCUCCAAAUUCUUCGAGUAGUUCUAGUGCGACGCAACAGCAACAGCGCUUGACUACUGAACUUAUCACGGCUAUGGGAAAACCAAACCAUCAGCCACCAGCUGAAGAAAACGGAAGUCUUUUUCAAAACGAAACCAUUAAAAGCGUAUCCGUUCCAGACGGUGAGGAUUCAGUGGAAAUAAAUCCUGAACACUUUAUAGAGCUGGUUAGAUUGGGUGAGGGCGCCGGUGGUACAGUGACUAAAGUAAAACAUAUUGGAGACGGACGCAUAAUGGCAAAAAAGAAAAUUAAUGUUGACCCAGAGCCAAAUAUACAUAGGCAAAUUCUUCGUGAACUUCAAUUUCUUCGAACAUGUCAUUCACCAAAUAUCGUGGCAUAUUUUGGAGCUUCAUUAGAAGAUAGCAAUUCAUCGAUCGCGAUUUACAUGGAAUAUUGUGAGGGUGGUAGUUUAGAUGCCAUUUACAAAAAUGUGAGCAAAAGAGAAGGAAGGAUCGGAGAAGUAAUUCUUGGGAAAAUUGGCGAAUCAGUUAAAGUAGCAACUAAUGAAAUAUCUUCUUUCUCUGGUAAAUUAGUCGCAUCAAUGGCAGAAACUUUUUUGGGGACUAGUUAUUAUAUGGCCCCUGAACGAAUUCGAGGUUUGCCAUAUAAGGUAUCUGCUGACGUAUGGUCUUUGGGAUUAACGAUAAUGGAAGUUGCAGAAAAUAAAUUUCCGUUUCCUUCUGUAUUGUCCCCGAUCGAAUUAAUUACGCAUAUUGCGAACAUGCCUGCUCCCACACUUAGUGCAGAGUGUGAAUGGAGUGAAGAACUUCAAGAUUUCUUAAAAAUUUGUUUGGAAAAGAAUGGAGAGUUACGCCCUACACCUAAACAAAUGCUUGAUCAUCCAUUUAUCCAAUUGUCAUUACAAAGACGUGUGAAUUUGAAUUUAUGGAUUAAACAGGUUUGGGAAUGGGAUGAAUGA